This is a messenger RNA of Aspergillus mulundensis, 1362 nucleotides long. RefSeq names its product putative HLH transcription factor (Hpa3). The record is from RefSeq and is a predicted model, not a curated record. Lineage: Eukaryota; Fungi; Ascomycota; Eurotiomycetes; Eurotiales; Aspergillaceae. Gene Ontology annotation, molecular function: protein dimerization activity; DNA-binding transcription factor activity. Gene Ontology annotation, biological process: positive regulation of transcription by RNA polymerase II. Gene Ontology annotation, cellular component: RNA polymerase II transcription regulator complex. Bases 1 to 1362 code for a protein of 453 amino acids. The transcript has 4 exons.
AUGGGCCACACCCCAGCACCAGCGGAGAAAUCGCCUGGUAAUGCGUCGUUGAACACAGUCGAACGUGAUUCAGGGAAUUGGUCCAUGCCUCAAAGUACAAGAUCGUCGACCUACUCUACAGCGACAAAUGGAACAGGCAACCAGCCUACCCUCUCCUUCCUAACGUCGUCACAACCCUCGCCCCAACGUGGCUCAUAUGUUUCGGACCGAUCUCCUUAUGACCAGUCGCACAACACUACACCCCCGUCGGCGGGAGCCCAACCAUCGCCGAACUUUGCCUCGCAACCCGCUACCGCAUUACCCUCUCUAAACCAGAACUACGAGACCCCGUCCCACCGCAACAGUGUAGCGGACCCAAUCGAAUCCCGUCGGAGCAGCGUGGACAGCAGGAUGAACCAGGGAAUCAGCUCAUUGGCCAUCAACCCGACUUCUCCAUAUCAUAGCACGAACGCCUCGCAGACAUCCAUCGUAUCGAGCUUGCAAAGAGAGCGCGGAAUAGAUAACAAUGUAUACCGGGGGCCUCGCUACUCAGGGACUUCACCCUUGUCUCCGUUGUCAGCGCGGGAACACCGUGGGUUUGCGGCUGGCCGCACUGCGCCCGCUAUCUCGUCCAAUCCUCGCUCAGAAAUUUACAACGCCGAGGCACCGACCGCCGGUCUCGCUUAUGCCUUUCCCGACCCGGAUGUUUCGACGCGGCAGGAUUCGUUCGAUAGAGCGUCCUUCUCUCGCAAGCCGAGUGCGACGGAAUCUUUAUACAGCAAUUACUCCGAGUCACGAUUGCCUCACGGCCAACAUGAGCUACCCCCUAAUGUGCACCACCACACUUUGCAGCAUAAGCAAGUCCGUGGUCUAAUCGGGGAAGCGGAACAACAUGCUGGCAGCACCCCCUACAGCAGAACUCCGGAACUUAGGGUGACGCAUAAACUGGCUGAGAGAAAGCGUCGCAGUGAGAUGAAGGAUUGCUUUGAGGCCUUGCGUCUCCGUCUCCCAUCGAACCAAAACAACAAGUCCAGUAAAUGGGAGACUCUCACAAGAGCAAUUGAGUAUAUCAACACCCUGGAGAAACAGCUUUCAAGCUGCCGCAGGGACAAUGAAAUUUUGCUCCAAGAAAUUCAAGAAGCGCGACACCAACUCAAUCAGCAACAACCAAACGGGCACUCUCGAGCGGCGCCAAUCUUCGAGCACCACCCGAUGCCCGCGCAGACGAAUGGCCAGGUGCAAAGCCACGCGCACGGGCCAGUUUAUACUGGUUACAAUGGAGCGCCCGGCAUGGCAGAGGAGCAACCGCGUACUUUGCCUCCGCUGAUCAACGGCUCUGUUGCCCCCAUGCAAGGCGUGCAGUACAGUGACGACCGCCGAUAG